Lolium perenne is the source of this 1588-nucleotide messenger RNA. RefSeq lists its product as uncharacterized. Gene Ontology annotation, biological process: lipid metabolic process. The record is from RefSeq and is a predicted model, not a curated record. NCBI's taxonomy places the organism in Eukaryota, Viridiplantae, Streptophyta, Magnoliopsida, Poales, Poaceae. Gene Ontology annotation, molecular function: phosphoric diester hydrolase activity.
AUAUACCUAACGCCAGUCGGACCAACCAACACAACAGCGCAGAUAAAAAACGCACAAGAACACGCCUUCAAUUCCUCAUUUUCAUCGACCCGAUCCCCAGCAAAAUCAGCCAAUAUAUAUGAUCUCCAUGUGUCCACAGUUCAUCCACAGCUAGCUAGCUUACACAGAUCGAGUGAUAUUUUCGCGCCAUCAAUAAUCAGCCAAGCUCUCAGUCGAGCUCACGACGACGACGGCGACCUCGUCGUCUCGUCCAGGUCAGAGGAGCUUCCGUUAUUUAUAGGGGGGCGUGAGCUGCGCGCCAUGUCUUCCUCCCCCAAUAGCAAGGGCACCGACAGCAAGAAGAACCCCCUGGACGCCAUGGGCGCCUUCUUCUCGGCGCAGGUGGACCGGCGCAAGCUGGUGACCACCCAGAAGCAGGCGCUGGCGACGCGGUGCUCGUCGUCGGGCGACUGCGCCUUCCCGGGCUCCGACCACCGCCCCGCCGACCGCAAGACGUGGAUGGCGGAGCUCGGGCCGGAGCGGCUGCGCGUGCACCAGGUGGUGUGGCCGGGCUCCCACGACUCCGCCACCAACAAGAUCGGCAUCCCCUUCAUCACCCGCCCCUUCGCGCAGUGCCAGUCGCUGUCCGUCUACGAGCAGCUCGCCACGGGGUGCCGCCUCAUCGACGUCCGCGUCCAGGAGGAGCGGCGCGUCUGCCACGGCGUGCUGGCGACCUACUCCGUCGACGUCGUCCUCGCCGACGUCAAGCGGUUCCUGGCCGAGACCGUGUCGGAGCUGGUGGUCCUGGAGAUCCGCACCGAGUUCGGCCACGAGGACCCGCCGGAGUUCGCCAAGUACCUGGUGGAGCAGCUCGGGGAGGAGAACCUCAUCCGGCAGGACGACGGCGUCUUCUGGAAGACCGUCGCGGAGCUGCUGCCCCGGCGGGUGAUCUGCGUGUGGAAGCCGCGCAAGUCCCCGGCGCCCGGCCACGGCGAGCCGCUGUGGAGCGCGGGCUACCUGAGGGACAACUGGAUCGACACGGACCUGCCGGAGACCAAGUUCGAGAGCAACCUCAAGUUCCUCGGCCAGCAGCCGUCCGUGGCCGACCGGCGCUACUUCUACCGGGUGGAGAACACGGUGACGCCCCAGGCCGACAACCCCGUGCUGUGCGUGAAGCCGGUGACGCGGCGCAUCCACUGCUACGCCAGGCUGUUCCUCGCGGAGGUCUUCGCCAAGGGCCUCGGCGACAAGCUGCAGGUCUUCUCCACCGACUUCAUCGACGGCGACUUCGUCGACGCCUGCGCCGGCGUCACCAAGGCCCGCGUCGACGGCGCGGCGUGACACCGACAGACGGCCGGCGUGCAUGGGUUUGUAGUAAUUAGAGCGGUGGUCGGGCGCGAUUAGUGGAGUAAUUUCUUCUUUCCUUCUUGGUGGGUUUUCGACGGCGUGUCGGUGUGCAGGGCAGAAGCAGUGUGUGUGUGGGCAUUCUUUGUCAUGGAAUGAUAAUCGUGCUUACGUUCGUGUGUGAUGUUGUAUUUGGGGUUUACUGUAUAUACGGAGACGAAUUGCAUGUACAUGUGAAUAAGCAGAAUUGUUUGUUUGGUGUGAA